Messenger RNA from Aspergillus bombycis, 933 nucleotides. Its product is annotated as NmrA/HSCARG family protein. The transcript has 3 exons. The record is from RefSeq and is a predicted model, not a curated record. The coding region runs from base 1 to 933 and encodes 310 amino acids. NCBI's taxonomy places the organism in Eukaryota, Fungi, Ascomycota, Eurotiomycetes, Eurotiales, Aspergillaceae.
AUGUCCAAGCUCAUUACCAUCUUUGGCGCGACCGGCAAUCAAGGAGGCUCCGUCAUCCGGGCUAUCCUAGCUGAUGCCGCGCUGUCGCAGGAGUUUAAGAUUCGCGGCAUCACGCGGGAUGUAUCCAAGCCCGCUGCGCAGAAUCUGAUUAAACAAGGGGUGGAGGUCAAAAGCGCCGACAUGGAUUCCAAAGAAUCGCUCGUGGAGGCGAUCCGCGGCUCGCACACGGUGUUCCUUGUUACCACGCCUGGCUGGGGCUCAGGUGGUCCGGAGGUGGAGCUAAUCCAUGGAACAAACGUUGCCAAUGCGGCCAAGGAUGCCGGGGUCCAGCACCUCAUCUUCUCGUCUCUGCUCAACGUGACCGAAACCUCUGGCGGCAGGCUCACCCACGUCCCCCACUUCGACAUGAAGCAAAAGGUGGAGGCGUACAUCAGUACCACCGGCAUCCCGGCCACGUUCGUCCUUCCCGCCUACUUCAUGUCCAAUUUCCAGGCGUUUGGUAUGAUCCGCAAGGGCGACGAUGGCAUCUAUACAUUGGCCUAUCCCGUGGCCAACACCGCCCGCUUUCCGCUGAUUGAUAUCCCCGAAGAUCUGGGCAAGUUCGUCGUGGCAGCCAUCAAGAACCGCGAUCAGGUGAUCGGCACGCAGAUUUUGGCUGCCGCCGACUAUUACACGCCGACUGAUAUCCUCCGCGAUUUCGAGGAGGUGACAGGUCAAAAGACUCGGUUUGUCCAAGUGGAUCACGAUACUUACAAGAGCUUCAUGCCCCCGGCGGCAGCGGACGAGCUGCUCGAGAACCACCUCUUUAUCGAAAACCCUGGCUAUUACAAUGGCCGUAGCUUGGAUGAGAGUAAAAGCCUUUUGGCUGGCGUCGGAUUGAAGGCGACCUCGUGGAAGGAGUAUCUUCAGAAACAUAAAGCGGCAUUCCAGUGA